UGCAUGUAGUGGAAAUGGCCAAUCCGACAGUUAUCUUGAAAAAGCAGGGGGAAAUCACUAUUGAGGAUUGUCCCAUUCCAGAACCUAAGCCAGGAGAGGUUCAACUCCAAAUGCAGGAUGUUGGGAUAUGUGGGUCAGAUGUUCAUUACUGGCAGCAUGGAAGAAUUGGUGACUUUGUUGUUAAAGCUCCCAUGGUACUCGGCCACGAGGCAAGUGGGGUGGUCAGCAAAGUGGGAGAGGGUGUAUCCAACCUUAAAGUAGGUGACAGAGUAGCGAUAGAGCCGGGUGUUCCCUGUAGGACCUGUAAACAUUGUAAGACGGGUCGUUACAAUCUCUGCCCCGACAUGAGGUUUUGUGCCACGCCCCCCAUCCAUGGAAACUUGGCAAAAUUUUACACUCAUGCCGCAGAUUUUUGCUUCAAGUUACCAAACAAUGUUAGUACAGAGGAGGGAGCCUUUCUUGAGCCUCUGUCUGUGGGUGUCCAUGCCUGCAAAAGGGGAGGGGUCAGUUUAGGGAGCAGGGUGCUGGUGUGUGGGGCAGGACCAAUUGGACUGGUCAACCUAAUGACAGCAAAGGCCACUGGAGCAUCAGAAGUUUGCAUCACAGAUAUUGAUGAAAAAAGACUAGAAAUUGCAAAGAAAAUUGGUGCUGAUUACACAGUUCUUGUAAAAAGCCGAGAUGGGCGAGAAGUGGCAAAACAGAUAGAGGAAGUGAUGGGGCAGAAACCAGAGGUCACCAUAGAAUGCAGCGGGGCCCCACCUAGUAUACAGACAGCAAUCUAUGCAACAGAGUCAGGUGGUUGUGUUGUGUUGGUGGGAUUGGGACCAGCAGAUAUAACUUUACCAAUCGUCGAUGCUUCUGUCCGUGAAGUUGAUAUCAGAGGCAUCUUCAGAUAUGUCAACUGUUAUCCAACGGCUCUAGCCAUGAUUGCUUCAGGAAAAGUGAAUGUGAAACCCCUCAUCACCCAUCGAUUCAAACUACAAGACAGUGUCAAGGCAUUUGAGACUGUUGCUAGGGGUGAGGGCAUAAAGGUCAUGAUUCACUGUGGAUAGCAACCAAUCAAAUUGUCCAGUUAAUGCAGACACACUCUGGUGUAGGGAACAGACAUGGAAUAUUGAAUGAAAAUUAGGAAUAUUUUUACUGAAUUAAUGAAUCCUGACUCUUAAAAUUGCUGACUUAUCAAAAGAUUUUUCAAUUGUUGAAACUGACAGAUAUAUAAAGAUGAGAAAAAGUAUUAGCUUCGACAACUCAUGAUCUGUUACGCAACUGUUUGUACACGUACAAUGCAAUUUUGUUCCUUAGUUUUACAGCAGCAGUUUGUAUUCAUGAUUGCUUUUGUGCUUCAGCAAUGUUUUGACUGAUUUUGUGUAAACAUUUUGAUUGCCUUUAAUUGAUUUUGUCUGUGAUAUAGCCAUAUUUAGGUGGUAGAAAUGCAUUUAGUACAUUAACCUUGACAUGUACCCUCUGUCCAUAAAAUUACAAUUGCAUUUAAAAUACAUGUUUCUUCAGA
Messenger RNA from Saccostrea echinata, 1510 nucleotides. Its product is annotated as sorbitol dehydrogenase-like. The record is from RefSeq and is a predicted model, not a curated record. Bases 15 to 1052 code for a protein of 345 amino acids. NCBI's taxonomy places the organism in Eukaryota, Metazoa, Mollusca, Bivalvia, Ostreida, Ostreidae. Gene Ontology annotation, biological process: D-sorbitol catabolic process. The transcript has 8 exons. Gene Ontology annotation, molecular function: L-iditol 2-dehydrogenase (NAD+) activity; zinc ion binding.